Molecule: messenger RNA, 1165 nt
Organism: Harmonia axyridis
Lineage: Eukaryota; Metazoa; Arthropoda; Insecta; Coleoptera; Coccinellidae
Gene: wol
Product: dolichyl-phosphate beta-glucosyltransferase
Exons: 6
Coding region: 108-1085 (325 amino acids)
Cellular component (GO): endoplasmic reticulum membrane
Source: RefSeq, a predicted model, not a curated record
GAUUAUGGUUACGUUGACUUUUGAGAUAAACAAAUUAACCUCAAAUUAAUCCUUCUCAAAGUAAUGGAAAUUAAAUCUUUGAAAGGAAAUACAAAAUAUUCACCACAAUGAUGUUCAAUCUGAAUAUUGUGGUUUUUUAUGCGUCAGGAUUUGCAGCUUCUAUUUUAUUAUCGAUUUGUAUAUUUUUCUUGGCUACUGCCAAACAAUAUCCAAUUAUUAGACGAACUAAAAGAGAAAAAUGUUUUGUGAAUCCUUCCACUGGCCAAGUGUUGGAGUUUCCAUCUCUGAAAGAUGAAUGUUCCUUAGAUUUGUCUGUAAUAGUUCCAGCAUAUAAUGAAGAAACAAGAUUACCUUCAAUGCUAAAUGAAUGUAUUGACUAUUUAGAAUCAAGUUCAACCAGUUAUGAAAUAAUAAUAGUUAGUGAUGGGAGUACUGAUGGGACUGUAAAUGUUGCCAACAAAUUCUCUGAGAGAAUAGGUACAAAUAAGUUGAGAGUAUUGGAACUUGAAACUAAUAGGGGUAAAGGUGGAGCUGUGAGACUGGGAAUGCUCAGUGCUAGAGGCGCUCUCCUAUUAUUUGCCGAUGCUGAUGGAGCAACGAAAUUUUCAGAUUAUCUCAAAAUAGAGAAUUCCAUGAGAAAUACAUUGAAAGUUACGGGCAGUGUUAGACAUAUGGCUAUUAAAUUGGGAAUCGUUAUUGGCUCGAGGGCACAUCUAGAGAAGGAUUCAAUAGCCCAAAGAAGUAUAUUUCGAACAAUUUUAAUGUAUGGAUUUCAUGCAUUGGUUUGGAUGUUUGCUGUUAAAGGAAUAAAAGAUACUCAGUGUGGAUUCAAACUGUUCACAAGACAAGCGGCUCUGGAUUGUUUUGAGAGCCUCCAUGUGGAACGUUGGGCAUUUGAUGUUGAAUUAUUGAAAAUUGCCCGUUCCCUGGAGAUUCCAAUUGUGGAGGUUCCCGUUAAUUGGACAGAAAUAGAAGGAUCAAAAGUGACUCCAGUUUUGAGCUGGAUUGAAAUGGCCAUUGAUUUAGCUUUAAUUUGGCUGAGAUAUACCAUAGGUGCUUGGAAAAUAAAAGCUAAAUAUGAUUGAUUUAGGAUUAAGUGCAAUACUGAGUGAUAUAUUUGCAUUUAUACUUGAAAAUUUUUCAAUAAAAUCUAAUUGAAACACUA